AUGGAAGUGACCAUCGUGGAUAGCGGCGACCUGCCUGAAGGGACCAUCAUCUCCUUCCAUACCGGGACUGUGCGUCGCCAUGCCCAGGUCCAAAAUGGAAAGGCCAUUGGCGUGACGGGCAUUGGCACGGAGCCGGUCCGUGUGGAUCUGAUGGCAGAGAUUGGAAGCCACACCUUUGAUGUGAAGGAGGGGCAGGAUGUCUAUGAAGUGCCCAUUGGUAAGGAAGAAACCAGUCUGAAGCUGCAGAUCCGUGGGGCUGCAGGCAAAGAGGAGCCCACAGAGUCCGGCAGUGGGGUCUCCAGAAAGCUCCAAACAGCCCUGAUGAUGCGCAGCUACUUGGACAAUCAUGAUGUUUUGCGCCAAAUGCAGGAGCUCCUGCAGGAGAUGGUUGUGAGCCAGCCAGAGGAUCCAGUGGAAUUCAUGAUCAAGCGGCUGGAGAUGGUGUGCAAGGAUAGUCAGGGUGCGGAUUAUGAUCUCAUUGAGGGCGAGGUGGCAGGAACAGUGCAGAAAGCCGAUGGACCCAAGGAAGCCGCAGCGGAUAGUGAUUCCGAUGACGGCGCGGACGAUGGACCGGAUGAACCUCCACCUCCCCCGCCCCAGCGCAAGCAGAGACAGUCCGUCUCGGCAGAAGCCUAUGGCGCCUUCAACGAGCGCAAGGCCUACGUGCCCAAGGUCAUUGCCAAGGAUGAGGCUCAAACUGCCCGGCUGCAGGAAGUUCUGCAAGCCUGUUGGAUGUUCAAACACCACACUCCGGAGAACAUGAAGAUCAUUUUGGAUGCUAUGCAGGAGAAACAGGUGGAAGCUGGUACCCGUCUGAUUCAGGAAGGAGAUGAGGGAGAGGUGAUGUGGGUGAUUGAGGAUGGUGAGUUGGAUUGCAUCAAGGUCAUCCAAGGGCAAGAGAAAGUGGUCAAGACCUGCAAGCGUGGAGAUGUCUUUGGCGAGCUCGCCUUGUUGUACAACUGCAAGCGUGCUGCCUCUGUGGUAGCCUCCAGGGCGUGCAUUUUGUGGGAGUUGGAUCGUGAGACCUUCAAGGCCAUUUGCUAUGAAGCUGCUCAAAAAGCUCCCCCCGAGUACGAAGGCUUCAGUGCCCCUGCAGGAUCUGAAGCAGCGCCAGCUGUUUCCUUCUCAGAGGCUGCCCCAGCAGUGGCCGCAGCCGCCGUGGCAGCAGAUGAGGAAGCCAAAGCAGACGACUCCGAUGCGUCAGAUGAUGACGCCCCAGAUGAGUCAGCACCAGUGAAGAAGCCUGUGCGACCUCCAGGAAGACGCACCGGAGUCAGUGCAGAAGCGAGCAAAGGUGACGCAGAUGAUUGGGUGCCACCGGUCUAUGAGAAGACACCUGAGGAACGAGCUUCGUUGUCAAACAUUAUCAAAUCCUCCCGGGAUUCCAAGAUUCACAUGCUCUUUGGCACCGUCACCCAGGAUACUUUUGAGAAGAUUUUGGAUGCCAUGUUCAUCAAGAAGAUUGCCAAGGGGGAGAAUGUGAUCCAGCAGGGUGAUGAGGGCGACUACUUCUACAUUGUGAAGAAGGGUGACUUUGACAUCUUCGUGAAGAAGGGUGAUGAUCCACCAAAGAAGGUUUUCCAGUGCGGCCCCGGCUUCGCUUUUGGCGAGAUGGCCCUGCUCUACACCUGUCCGCGCAGCGCCACCAUCACGGCGCACGACGACUCGGAGGUGUGGAGCCUGGACCGGACGGCCUUCCGAAACCUCGUGGUGCGCAGCAGUGAGGCGCAGUUCAAGGAGUCCUGCAAGUUCCUGAAUAGUUGCGACAUCUUCGCCACUUUGACCCAAGAUCAGAUCUGUUCGUUGGCAGAGGUGUUGGAAGAAGAGGAGUUUGAUGAUGAUGAGGCCAUCGUGGAGCAAGGCGAGAAGGACGACAAGAUGUUCAUCCUUCGAAGUGGCCAGGCAGUCGCUUGCAUCGCCGGCGAGAAGGGUGAGAUCGAGGUGAAGCAGUACAGUAAAGGCGAAUAUUUUGGAGAGAUUGCACUGCUCAGUGGACAGCCCCGAAAAGCCAGCGUCUAUGCGGUGGGCAAAGCUGUUUGCUUCUACAUCACGCGGCCCACCUUCAAACGAAUCUUGGGACCCUUGCAGAGCUUCUUGGAAGGUAACAUGGAUAAGUAUGCCAAAUACCAAGAUGCCAUGAAAGAGGCCGCCGGUGAGCAAUUGGAUGAAGAGAGGGAUGCUCAUGAGGAUGAGGAUCUGCACAGUUCAGCGAAGCAAGAGAAGAAGCCCAAGGUCGUGCGCAAACGCGAAAAGAAGCAGGAAGAGAUCAAAGUUGAAAAGAAGGUGGUCAGCGAGGCGGGCUCUGAAGCACCACCCGAGACCUUGGCAGACAAGGUGGCUCAGGACUUCAAGAACCCUGCGUUGGUCACACCAAGCGACGAACAUGUGGUGUCGGAUGCGCACAUGAUGAUGUUCGGUGGAGUGGUUCCGGGACAGAAGUUCACCAUGGACAAACACAUCCAUUGCCGCAGCGGCUUUGAGAAGCAGCAAAAAGGUGAGGAAGACUACUACACUUGGACGGGCACCACCAAGCUGAAGCAGCCCACCGACAUUGCCGUGCUGUGCCAGAAGGGGCAGAAGUCCGCGAGCAAUCCGACACCGAAUCAGGACAACUUCUUCAUCCACCACGUGGGCGCCAUUACGAUGUACGGAGUGUGUGAUGGCCAUGGACCUUUUGGACACCUGGUGUCCUUCCGCCUGGUGCAGACCUUGCCGUUUUAUCUCAGCAAAAGUGAGCACUUUGGCAAGAACUGGGAGGAGGCCCUGAAGGAAGCCUUUCAAAAGGCGCAAGAGGAUCUGGAGGAGUUCUGCAAGCUCCACACCAUCAACAUCGAGGCUUCCGGCGCCGCAGGCUCCGUGCUGGUACUGGAGGAGCAAACGGUGCACAUCGCCUUCAUCGGCGACGCCCGGGUGAUGUUGGGCUCUUGGAAUCGCCGGGACUCGCGGAUGAUCUUCUGCACCAAGGACCACAAGCCAGAGCUACCAGAGGAGAAAGCACGUCUGGAAGCCGAAGGUAGUGAAGUUCGAGAGGUGGAUGAAGGGAGCUGGCGCAUCUAUUUGAAAGGUUCCAACUUCCCUGGCCUGACCAUGUCACGUGCCUUUGGUGAUACCGCCUGCGCUGGUAUUUCGCGGGUGCCUGAAUAUCACAAAUUCCUGAUGCAGCCGAAUGAUCAAUGGUAUGCGAUCGUGGCCAGUGACGGCAUUUGGGAGUUCAUCGAAGGCGAAGAUUGCUGCAACAUGACUUCGAAGAAGCUUCGACUAAAGGGAACUCGUGAAACAGUGGAAUUCAUCACGAGUGCCAGCAGGAAGCGCUGGGCCCAUGUUUGCGGUGACUACUGCGAUGACAUCACCGCAGUGCUCAUCCAAUGGAACGCACCCACACCGCUGGAAGGUGGGAACAACCAUUGUUUGACGGUGAGGCAAUUUCAGCCACCAUCGUCGUGA
Molecule: messenger RNA, 3444 nt
Organism: Cladocopium goreaui
Lineage: Eukaryota; Dinophyceae; Suessiales; Symbiodiniaceae
Source: the annotation of a GenBank genome assembly